Molecule: messenger RNA, 1414 nt
Organism: Pseudogymnoascus destructans
Lineage: Eukaryota; Fungi; Ascomycota; Leotiomycetes; Thelebolales; Thelebolaceae
Exons: 2
Coding region: 303-1157 (284 amino acids)
Cellular component (GO): mitochondrion
Source: RefSeq, a predicted model, not a curated record
GGACUGGAAAAACGUUCCGCCAUUGAUGACGGAACUUUUACUGGGAGCUUCCCGGAAAUUCAAGAAUUGUAGGACGGACCUCCGACAACACACGAUUACAGUCCACCAGCGACAUAAUACACCUACCUACGCAUACCUGUGCAUGGCUCUCUCGCCAUAGAAAGCACACUGCGAAAUCCGCACAUCCGCCAGCCCACAUCCCUUCAUGAGCUUCGCCGGGCACCUCAACCUGUAACCACACUCCGCGACUCACCCAUCCACGAAGCCGGCCAACCCGAGGUCAACUCACCACAAUCCUCCCAAUGGCAUCCGUCAUCUCCACCAUCCGCGGCCUCACCAGCGCCUCCUCCCCCGUAACCACAGCACCACUCCGCACCUUCUUCUCCGCGCAACCCCUCGGCCUCCGAACCGCCGGGCGCCGGCCUAUAAGCACAUUCUACUUCUCCGCCAACAGCGGCGCGCGCACCGCUCUCCGCCCUACAAACCCCUUUUCAAAACUACGUUUCCAGCCUCUCCGCUCCCGAUUCUUCCACUCCUCGCGCCCCCGCCGCACCGGCGGUGCCGCCGAAGCCGACGCCGCGAAUGCCGCGAAGGAGGGCCUGAAAGCGCCGCUCACACUGGGUCAGCGCAUGAAGAAGCUGUCCCGCGAGUACGGCUGGUCUGCGCUGGGCGUGUAUCUCGCGCUCACGGCGCUGGAUUUCCCACUAUGCUAUCUGCUCGUACAGUGGCUUGGCACGGACCGCGUGGGGCGCUGGGAGCACGCUGUCGUGUCGCGGGUUGCGCCGCUGAUUCCGGCGGUGGUGAAGGAGCGGUGGUAUGCGUUUAAGGCGUGGAUGCAUAGUGCUGAGGAGACGAUAACGGGGAACGAUGAUGUGAGUGAUGCGGUUGAUAUGGCGGGGUGGGGGGUGGAGGAGGCGCAGAGGGAGAACAAGAAGGAGGCUAGUUUGGGGACGCAAUUGGCGCUCGCGUAUGCGAUUCAUAAGAGUUUUAUCUUUUUGAGGGUCCCGGCGACGGUGGCGUUGACGCCGAAGGUGGUCAAGGUGUUGAGGGGGUGGGGGUGGAAUAUUGGGAAGAGGUCGACGAAGGCGGAGAAGGCGGCGAGGAAGGCGACGAAGGAGGCGAAGGGGGUGAAGGAUGUGAAGGUGGUGAAGGAGUAGGGGGGUGGAGGUGUAUGUUAUGAUUAUUUUGGGCGCUUGGUGGGGUUUUUAGAUGGGAGAAGGGGAUGUAUAGACUUGAUGAGUCGAUAUGUAGUUAAACCACAGACAUUCCCCAGACGAAGUCACGCUUAUUGAUGCCCCUCGCUAUAGACAAAGUUAUUCAGCCCUUCAUGGGUUUUAAGUCGGAAGCUUUUGCCCAGCUCCUACGAAUAGGGGUCACACUGGCCGCGCAUAUCACGUCCAUAUAGAAGGAAGCU